This is a messenger RNA of Fusarium proliferatum ET1, 1626 nucleotides long. RefSeq lists its product as uncharacterized. NCBI's taxonomy places the organism in Eukaryota, Fungi, Ascomycota, Sordariomycetes, Hypocreales, Nectriaceae. The record is from RefSeq and is a predicted model, not a curated record. The transcript has a single exon. The coding region runs from base 1 to 1626 and encodes 541 amino acids.
AUGUCUCCUGAACAAAGCCCUAGUCAGAAUCCCGAGUCCCAAUCUUCUGAUACGCAGACCUCCCAAAAGUCCCAACCAGUGACACUGGACCUUCUCCCCACUGAAGUCCUUCUCCUGAUCUCAGGUGAACCCGGAAAAGACCAAAACAUCAUCUCAGCUGCGGAUUUCAAGGCGUUAUGCUUACUCAGCCCUCCUCUCCACCAAGUGUACCUCCCAUUUUACUAUUUGGGGGAUAACAGCGGCGCGUUCCGUCAGGCACUGAGAAACGCUGAUGUCAAGGCAAUGGAACGAUGCGCCCACUUUGGAGCUACACCUGAUACGAGAUGGGAACUGCCUGAGUCUGGCGGUUGUCAAUGCAUCUCUGAGCGUCGGCAUACCCACCACAGGCCCAUCGAUGAGCUACUGGAGUGCCUUUACCUAGGCGAAACUCCCAUUGACAAGUGUGUCGAUGCUCUGGAGUGGCUUCUGCAAAGACAGUUUGAAAUGAAAGAGCAGCAAGAUCAGCCGUGGUAUGCAGCAAAUGACUAUUGUGACCACGUCCCUGAAUUCCUGCUCAUGAUCCUGAGCAAGAGUCCUGAUCGGGCCCGCACAGAAGGCAUUUGCCAGAUGAUCAAGAUGCUGCACAGCCAUGGUUAUUCACUCCCUCACAACAUGAAUUUUGAUUCAUUUAUGUGUCGAAGCUGGGAAGAUGCCGGACUAGUCCGCUAUAUCACAGGGCCUCUAGACAUGGCUUUACGCUCCCAUUGCCCACCCUAUCUUCUUGAGCUUGUCCUCCGAGAUUAUGUGCGCCGCCUUGUAAGUUUCGAGGUUACAUAUGAGGAGCUCCCCCGUCCCCUCAUGCAAAAAUGGGCAGGGAAGUACCGCCUACAGGAACCCGAACACUUGCUUUUCGGAGGGGGAGUAGUGGAAACAGUCGACAAGCCGUGGUGGAAACUCACCAAUGUACUACACGCGGCCUGGGGACUUUUCCUGGAUCUGAUGGAUAGCUCUACGGCCUGGGCGGAGGAGUACCGCGGUGAAGCUGCAGAUGUGUUUGAGCAGAAGAUCGAGAUUCUCAUCGAGUAUCAAGUGCUUAACCAGCUUGAAGAGAACAUGCUGAGAGGCAUCGUUCAAGCUAUGCGGUCCAUGACUGCUCCUACAAAAGCUAGCUACAACGGCGUAGUCAGCGAUUCGGAUUCUCAACGCUGUUGGGAAGCACUGUACAGAGCGAUCAUCCCUUUCGAGAAUAUCGAAGAGCAUUGGUUUCUGGAUUACUGGGAUCUUAUCGACCCUAACAUUAGCCUUGGCUUUCCUCGAGAAUGCCAUCGCUUCCACAUUGACCCCGACGACAAUGUUUACAAGAUGUAUCACGACUAUCAGAUGCAGAACGACCAAAUUAGGACGACUUUGAAUCGUCCGUGGGGUACCGAGGGAGUUUCAAAGAGAGAUGACGGAAAGUGGGUAGAUCGCGAGUGGAGGCAUGUGUUUCAUAGCAACGAUGGCUCAGGUCUAGGAGUGCGGGGAGGGGUGGACUUUUGGAGAGUACCCAGAUGGACCGAGGGGGGGAGCUUCGCGGAUAUCGACAAGGCUGUAUGUGAGCGGUGGACGGUACUCGAUGACAAAAAGCGCUCAGAUAGUGGCGUUUAG